Messenger RNA from Ochotona curzoniae (black-lipped pika), 7160 nucleotides. RefSeq names its product pumilio RNA binding family member 2 (gene PUM2). Gene Ontology annotation, biological process: miRNA processing; regulation of mRNA stability. Gene Ontology annotation, molecular function: mRNA 3'-UTR binding. The record is from RefSeq and is a predicted model, not a curated record. Gene Ontology annotation, cellular component: cytoplasm; cytosol. NCBI's taxonomy places the organism in Eukaryota, Metazoa, Chordata, Mammalia, Lagomorpha, Ochotonidae. The transcript is spliced from 20 exons. Bases 636 to 4382 code for a protein of 1248 amino acids.
GGCUUUUUUUGUUUUUUUAUUUUUACUUUUUGGUAACGCAGAAUCUUAAUAGAUUUACCCUAGUUUUGAAAUAAAUUUUUGUUUAUUGUAUCUUAAGUGUUGUAAAUUUCUAAUGUACAGAAGCGUUCUGUUUAUAUAUAGGACUGGUUUCGAAUGCUCUAGGGUUUUGUAUUGCUGUCUGUGAUGGCUUUAACGGAGCCAUCGUGAGUAGGCCAGCCUCUUCUGUUUGUUCAUCUAGAAAGAAAAACAGAUUUGUAUUCAUCUAUCCAUAAACUUGCCCUUUCUGUUUUUUUCCCUAGUAGCACAUUUUUGUCAAAAGACUACUGAUUUACAGUAUGUCGUGUGGCUAAAAAGGAGCAAAACUAAUGCAUGGGAGACGGCUUUUCCUCUGCAGUGUCCCAGUCACACCUCGUAGAGGCAUGUGUGUCGUCUUCUCCAGGCUGUUGGUGCAUAUACGCGGGGUCUUCAAAAAGUUCAUGGAAAAUGUGUAUUAGGAAAACACUAUGCAUGGAUUUCAAAAAUUUUUUUACACCCAGUUAAACUCGUACUAACUUGUUAUAACAUGUCUGAACAGGAUCUAGUUUGAGACUAAGAAGGAUAAGACAUCAGUUUGAAAAGAGCCAUAUCAGAGCAACAUGAUUUCUACUAAAAUUGAAGCAAGAACAAACAUCAAGUUUAUGGUGAAGCUUGGUUGGAAGAAUGGUGAAAUUAUUGAUGCUUUACGAAAAGUUUAUGGGGACAGUGCCCCAAAGAAAUCAGCAGUUUACAAAUGGAUAACUCGGUUUAAGAAAGGACGAGACAAUGUUGAAGAUGAAGCCCGCAGUGGCAGGCCUUCCACAUCAAUUUGUGAGGAAAAAAUUAAUCUUGUUCGUGCUCUAAUUGAGGAGGACCGAAGAUUAACAGCAGAAGCAAUAGCUAAUACCAUUGACAUAUCAACUGGUUCAGCUUACACAAUUUUGACCGAAAAAUUAAAGCUGAGCAAACUUUCUGCCCCAUGGGUGCCAAAAAUGUUGUGCCCAGAUCAGCUGCAGGCAAGAGCAGAGCUUUCAAAGAAAGUUUUAAGUAAGUGGAAUCAAGAUCCUGAUGGACUUCUCCGAAGAAUUGAAACUGGAAGUCAAACAUGGCUUUAUCAGCACAAUCCUAUAUAUAAAGUACAAUCAAAGCAGUGGCUACCAAGAGAUGGAAUUGGUCCAGUCAAAGCAAAAGUGGACCGAUCAAGAAUAAAGCUUCUACCUACCAAAAAGUUUUGGGAACCUGAUGAUUCAACAAAAGAUGGACAAAAAGGCAUAUUUCUUGGGGAUGAUGAAUGGAGAGAGACUGCAUGGGGAACUUCUCACCAUUCAAUGUCCCAGCCUAUUAUGGUACAGAGAAGAUCUGGACAGGGUUUUCAUGGAAACAGUGAAGUAAAUGCGAUUCUGUCUCCGCGAUCCGAAAGUGGAGGCCUUGGUGUGAGCAUGGUAGAAUAUGUAUUAAGUUCUUCUCCUGCUGAUAAAUUGGAUUCUCGAUUUAGGAAGGGAACUUUCGGCACUAGAGACGCUGAAGCAGAUGGAGCUGAGAAAGGAGUUGAGAAAGGCAAGGCUUCUCCAUUCGAGGAGGACCAAAACAGAGAUCUUAAACAAGGAGAUGAGGAGGAUUCGAAAAUAAAUGGCAGAGGUUUGCCAAAUGGAAUGGAUGCUGAUUGCAAAGACUUUAAUCGUACUCCUGGAAGUCGUCAAGCCUCUCCAACUGAAGUAGUUGAGCGCCUGGGUCCCAAUACUAAUCCCCCGGAAGGAUUGGGGCCUAUCCCUAAUCCUACAGCUAAUAAACCUCUGGUUGAAGACUUUACAAAUCCUGAAGCUCAGAAUCUGGAUGCCAUGGAACCAGUUGGUCUGGAUUCUUUACAGUUUGAUUAUCCUGGUAAUCAGGUACCAAUGGACUCUUCAGGAGCAACUGUGGGCCUGUUUGACUACAAUUCCCAGCAGCAGCUCUUUCAGAGGACUAGUGCACUCACCGUUCAGCAGUUAACUGCAGCCCAGCAGCAGCAGUAUGCUUUAGCAGCAGCUCAGCAGCCACAUAUAGCUGGAGUUUUCUCAGCAGGCCUUGCUCCAGCUGCAUUUGUGCCAAAUCCAUAUAUUAUCAGUGCUGCUCCUCCAGGAACUGAUCCAUAUACUGCAGCAGGAUUGGCUGCUGCAGCCACAUUAGCAGGUCCAGCAGUGGUUCCACCUCAAUAUUACGGUGUUCCAUGGGGGGUGUAUCCAGCCAAUUUGUUUCAGCAGCAAGCUGCAGCUGCAGCAAACAACACAGCCAGUCAGCAAGCGGCGUCACAAGCUCAGCCUGGACAGCAACAGGUUCUCCGUGCUGGAGCAGGUCAGCGUCCUCUUACUCCCAGUCAGGGUCAACAAGGGCAGCAAGCUGAAUCGCUUGCUGCAGCUGCAGCAGCAAAUCCAACUCUGGCCUUUGGUCAGGGUCUUGCUACAGGCAUGCCAGGCUACCAAGUACUAGCUCCAACUGCCUAUUAUGAUCAGACUGGUGCCUUAGUGGUUGGCCCUGGAGCAAGAACUGGCCUUGGAACUCCAGUUCGAUUAAUGGCUCCAACACCUGUUUUAAUUAGUUCAGCAGCAGCACAAGCUGCAGCAGCAGCAGCAGCUGGAGGAACUGCCAGUAGUCUUACAGGCAGUACAAAUGGUCUGUUUCGGCCAAUUGGCACUCAGCCGCCGCCGCAGCAGCAACAACAGCAGCAGCCCAACACCAAUCUGCAGUCUAAUUCAUUUUAUGGGAGCACUUCUUUGACUAAUAGCUCCCAGAGCAGUUCUUUAUUUUCUCAUGGACCUGGCCAACCUGGAAGUACAUCACUUGGCUUUGGAAGUGGUAACUCUUUGGGUGCUGCUAUAGGUUCAGCCCUCAGUGGAUUUGGUUCUUCAGUUGGCAGUUCUGCAAGUAGUAGUGCCACAAGGAGAGAGUCUCUAUCUACUAGCUCUGACUUGUACAAAAGAUCUAGUAGCAGCCUAGCACCCAUAGGGCAACCAUUUUACAAUAGUCUGGGAUUUUCCUCCUCUCCAAGUCCAAUAGGCAUGCCUCUGCCAAGCCAAACUCCAGGACACUCACUUACGCCACCGCCAUCACUUUCAUCACAUGGAUCCUCAUCCAGUUUGCAUUUAGGAGGACUGACCAAUGGUAGUGGUCGAUAUAUCUCUGCAGCACCUGGGGCAGAAGCAAAAUACCGAAGUGCUUCAAGCACUUCUAGUCUCUUCAGCUCCAGCAGCCAGCUGUUUCCUGCUUCUCGGCUCCGGUAUAACAGGUCUGACAUCAUGCCUUCGGGUCGCAGCAGAUUGCUGGAAGAUUUCCGGAACAACCGCUUCCCUAACCUUCAACUUAGAGACUUGAUUGGCCAUAUCGUUGAGUUUUCACAAGACCAGCAUGGUUCUAGGUUUAUACAGCAAAAACUAGAGAGAGCUACUCCAGCUGAGCGACAAAUGGUAUUUAAUGAAAUUCUACAGGCAGCAUAUCAAUUAAUGACAGAUGUUUUUGGCAACUAUGUUAUACAGAAAUUUUUUGAGUUUGGGAGUUUGGAUCAAAAAUUAGCCUUGGCUACUCGUAUUCGUGGUCAUGUUCUGCCCCUGGCCCUGCAGAUGUAUGGCUGCCGUGUUAUUCAGAAGGCCUUAGAAUCUAUUUCUUCUGACCAGCAGGUAAUUAGUGAAAUGGUCAAAGAGCUGGAUGGUCAUGUGCUCAAGUGUGUGAAGGAUCAGAACGGAAACCAUGUUGUACAAAAAUGCAUCGAGUGUGUUCAGCCGCAGUCUCUGCAGUUUAUUAUUGAUGCUUUCAAAGGACAAGUAUUUGUGCUGUCAACUCAUCCUUACGGCUGCCGAGUCAUUCAGCGCAUCCUUGAACAUUGCACUGCAGAGCAGACCUUGCCUAUCUUAGAGGAACUCCACCAACACACAGAGCAGUUGGUACAGGACCAAUAUGGCAAUUAUGUCAUUCAGCAUGUACUGGAACAUGGCCGACCUGAAGACAAGAGCAAAAUUGUUUCUGAAAUCAGGGGGAAGGUCUUAGCCUUGAGUCAACACAAAUUUGCCAGCAAUGUAGUUGAAAAGUGUGUCACUCAUGCCUCUCGCGCUGAGAGGGCUUUGCUGAUUGAUGAGGUUUGCUGCCAGAAUGAUGGUCCUCACAGUGCCUUAUACACCAUGAUGAAGGACCAGUAUGCCAACUACGUGGUUCAGAAGAUGAUCGAUAUGGCUGAACCUGCUCAGAGAAAGAUAAUCAUGCACAAGAUUCGACCUCACAUCACUACAUUGCGCAAAUACACGUAUGGGAAACAUAUACUGGCCAAGUUGGAGAAGUACUACUUGAAAAACAGCCCGGAUCUAGGGCCCAUUGGAGGGCCACCAAAUGGAAUGCUGUAAAGGAAAAGAGAAAGAAGAUAACUUAACCAUGUGAAACAUUUCUUUUGUGAAUUAUCAAAACACAACUCAGCUAUGAAUCUUCAAAUUUUUUUUAAUUCAAAACUAUUUAUUGACUUCUUUCAUCCAUUUGUAAAUUUUUUAAGGUUCUUGUGUAUAUUUGGGGGUGGGGUGAUGAAUUAUGAAUUACAUUCAGCCCUAAGUGGAGACCUAUCAGAUUGAAUUGCUGGCAAAGCACAGAAUGCCUGUAUAUGAUGUAACUGUAUCAAAAAAAAAAAAAAGCUGUCAGAUAUUUUGUAAAUUUUUACCUUGUAAAGUCACAAAAAAAUAGUUUUUAAAGGAAAAAGUACAGUAUUCUUUUAAUAAACUGGCUUGCAGUCUGGUAGGUCUAUAACCCCAUAGCACAACUGGUUUAUAGAGAUGUAUAUAGGAUUAUAGUUCUUUUCUUUUCUUUGCGUGAUGCCUUUUAUAACAUAACAAUCAACUGCAUAAAUAUUAUUAAUGUUUUAAAAAGAAAGUUAAGUUGUAUUUUGGUAAUUCACAAACUAUCAUGCAAAUUAAAACUCAAAAGUGAAAUAAGAAUAAAAUAAUUUGAGAUGAAUGAAUUUAUUAUUUACAGUGGAUGCGGUUUUAAUACAAAUACUGCCCUAAAGUGUGUCUGGCAAUGUACAAAAGUAUUGUAUAUACUUAAAUAUGUAAUUGUUGUAAGACUUAGAAAGAAAAAUCAUGAUGACACUUUCAUCCAUUUGAAAUGUGCACUAAAUGAAAAGUUAAGUCUCAUUAACUUUUCAGUUUGGUUUGCAAAUGAAAGAGUGGAAAUUUGUGUUUUGUUUUGCUUAUAGAAUUACAGAGAUGUGUUGAGCAUUUUUUUGCUUUUUCAUAGUAGAUGCAGAAAGUAGGAAUCAGAUAGAGGUGGAAAGGGGCCAUUGAAAAGUAAUUUUGAUAGCUCGGCAUUUAAGCAUGAUUACAUAUUCAGAUAGCUUUUUUUGCUUCCUAUAAAUAUAUGCAUUGUGUGUGUAGCAAUAGAUGUAAGUUUACACUUUGAAAGCAAAUCUUGUUUCAAUGUUUAUUAUAAAAAGCCUUGCUAAUUUAGUAGUGACACUUCCCUUGGUUGUACAGGUGUACAUUUGUAAACCUUCAUCCUGUAAAUGGAAUUUGUUUUAUCUCUUUGGAAAACAUUUGCAUCUUAGUGUACAUUUAUGUCCCUGCCCUCUUUGACCUGGCAAUGUAGUGCUGUAUAAUGUAAAUUUAUUUCUCCAAAUCAAGAGUGAUUUUUUAAAAAUUUUUUAUCUUUAUAUGGUUUCAGAAGUAUGAACCAGCUUUGUUUUUAUUGUGAGAGACAUUUUGUUUUAUAACAGUUGUUGACUCUGUUAAUAUGGACCUGCUAGGAUUUGGAUCAUUUUCAACUGACGUCAGGGUAUUGUGCAUAGUAGAAAGUAUUGGACUGAGAUGCUUGGUUACCAUGGAGGCCAAUGCUUUUUCCAUCUUAUUAAAUGUGAUGUGACUUUUUUCUUUGUACAGAAGAGUACUGUAUUUUUGAAUAGCCUACUCCCAAGUAAGAGCAAAUCUGUAUGAUAACGUUUUUUUCUCUGGACAUAAGACAUUAUAACGGUAACAUGAUGUACAUUUACAAGCGGCCUUAUGUACAUUUCCCAACAAUCUUUUUAAGGCAAAAUUGUGACCAUAUGUGUAUAAUUAAAAUCGUUUUUAAUCCUUUGCCUAUGAAAAUAUUUUGGAAAAAAACUUGCUUUGUAUAUUCAGUUUCUGAAAGAUAAAGAAAGUGCUUUGUAUUUUGUUGAAGUCAGUAUUUUGUAUAAACAUUUAUGUUGACCUUAUGUUUAGAGCUGGAAACUGAAAUGAACAUGCAACCUCUGUCAGUUGAACAUGGAAGGAAGUUUUUACUAGAAGUCUGCAGAAGACCGUAUGUCUUCUGAGCAAAGUGUUGAAGAUAAAGAUUUUAACACUUAGCCGGUCUUACUAUGAACCUAAAAAUACCAUAAAGUUUGGGGUGCCAGGCAUACUUUUUCAUGUUUAUUGUUGAGUUACUCUACUUUUCUAACCCAGCAUUCCUUGGUGAGGCCGUUAAAUUCGACUGUUAGAUGUGUGACAUAAUCGCUCUGGUUAUUAGCCUGCCCUGCUAAAGUAGCAAGGCUUCCCUCCCCCACAAGCUGUUAUUUCCCAUCCUGCCUUGCUCUGCCAGCGUCACAGUGUCAUGGCCCCGUGUUGAACUUCCGUUCCCAGUGUCAGCUCGUGGUCUCAGGGUCAAAGCUGUCCUUGGCGAUUGCUGAUGACUUCCUGCAUCUGCACAGUUGCAUUGCUGGUUGUCAUCCUCACCCUCUGCUGGCAUAGUUGGUUAUUAUUGCACAUUUAGGAAAUGUCAAGUCCUGGGGAAUGUCAGCACCGGGAACCUGAGCCCUGCUCUUGGGGGCCUGAUGUCCCCAUGGAGCCCAAUGCUGACAGCUCAGUCUUCCCAAGACUUCUAGGCCUAUUCCAGGAAGUAUCUGUUCUUAGAGAAAUUAUAUGGUCUGCUAUUUUUAGUGCCUACCCCAACACGUUUCAGUAAAUCGGCAUGAAAUUUUGAUCAAAUCUGUUCCAGAAUAAAAACUGAAUUGGGCAGAAUCACCUAGGCUUUACUGAGUGUCUGCUUUUGAUAUGGAUUCUUUCUGGACCAGUUUGUCUAAGUCCUGGCUCUUACUGGCUCAUAUGAAAUGUUAUCUUCACUUCUUUGUAUAUUAUGUAUAAAUUAGAAAAUGAAAAAUGUGUGAAUAACAUUGUAUGAAA